Molecule: messenger RNA, 2749 nt
Organism: Tachysurus vachellii
Lineage: Eukaryota; Metazoa; Chordata; Actinopteri; Siluriformes; Bagridae
Gene: serpinh1a
Product: serpin peptidase inhibitor, clade H (heat shock protein 47), member 1a
Exons: 5
Coding region: 127-1413 (428 amino acids)
Biological process (GO): collagen fibril organization; negative regulation of endopeptidase activity
Cellular component (GO): endoplasmic reticulum
Molecular function (GO): serine-type endopeptidase inhibitor activity
Source: RefSeq, a predicted model, not a curated record
UUCUGCAGUAACUGGAGCUUAGUGGGUGGAGGGGAUUUUUUUUCUGUCCUCUUUGGCGAAUGCAAUCACAGCUACUCAUUUUACCAGCCCUUUCCAGAAGUUUCCUUGCAGUGCAGGACAGAUUUCAUGCAGUGCAGACCGACACGCACAGAGCAAAAGACAGACUUCCAUUCUGUAAGGAUAAACACAAUCUUGAGAACCAUGUGGGUAAAUAUCCUGGUGGGCCUGGUCCUGUUGGCCAGCGUCAGAGCAGACAAGAAGCUCAGCAGCCAUGCCACCAUAUUGGCAGACAACAGCGCUAACUUAGCCUUCGACUUGUACCACAACAUGGCCAAGGAGAAAGACAUGGAGAAUAUCUUGAUUUCCCCUGUGGUGGUGGCUUCCUCACUGGGCCUGGUGGCUCUUGGUGGAAAGGCCUCCACAGCCUCGCAGGUGAAGACAGUCAUCAGUGGGAAUAAAGUAAAGGAUGAGAAUCUCCACUCGGGCCUGGCUGAGCUUCUGACCGAGGUUAGUGACCCAAAGGUACGUAACGUCACCUGGAAGAUUAACAAUCGGCUGUACGGCCCCAGCUCCGUCAGCUUUUCCGAGGACUUUGUGAAGAACAGCAAGAAGCACUACAAGUACGAGCACGCUAAGAUCAACUUCCGUGACAAGAAAAGCGCCAUCAAGGCCAUCAACGAAUGGGCUUCCAAGUCUACUGACGGCAAGUUGCCUGAGGUCACUAAAGACGUUGAAAAGACGGAUGGUGCCAUGAUCAUCAAUGCUAUGUUCUACAAACCUCAUUGGGACGAAUCCUUCCAUCACCAGAUGGUUGACAAGCGUGCCUUCCUCGUCCAUCGUUCAUACACGCUGUCAAUUCCAAUGAUGCACCGCACAGGUAUCUACGGCUUUUACGAUGACACAGCCAACAAAUUCUUCAUCCUGGAGAUGCCGCUGGCUCAUAAAAAAUCAUCUGUAAUCAUUAUUAUGCCAUACCAUGUGGAGUCUCUGGAGAGGCUGGAGAAAAUGCUGACACGUAAACAGCUGGACAGCUGGCAGUCUAAGAUGGAGCAGAAAGCUGUAGCUGUCUCUUUACCGAAGGUCAGCAUGGAGGUCAGCCACAAUCUGCAGAAACAUCUUGGAGAACUCGGUGUAUCCGAAGCUGUGGAUAAAACCAAAGCUGAUUUAUCCAACAUUUCAGGAAAGAAAGAUCUUUACCUGGCCAAUGUAUUCCACGCCUCCGCCUUUGAGUGGGACGUCGCUGGCAACCCUCCGGACACCAGCAUCUUCGGCACGGACAAGGUGAAGAACCCCAAACUGUUCUAUGCUGACCAUCCGUUCAUCUUCAUGGUGAAAGAUAAGAACAGCAGCUCCAUCCUCUUCAUCGGCAGGCUGGUCCGGCCCAAAGGCGACAAGAUGAGGGACGAGUUAUAACUGACUUCAGCACUCGCAAGUUUGAAUUGAAUUGUAAGGAUAGCCUGAGCACAUGUAUAUUUGUAGGAGAGAGAGAGACUGUGUGUGUGUGUGUGUGUGUGUUUGUGUGUGUGUGUGUGUGUGUGUGUGUGUGUGUGUGUGUGUGCAUGUGCGCGCAGACUUUUGACUGAAUAAGCAGAGGACUGUUACCUCAAGAGGACAUUCCAGAAGAUCUGUGGACCACCACCUGUGUGUUUGAGUCAUGUUCUGUCCUGAACACACACACACCAUGUUAGACACAAAGCAGUGUGUACUCAGACGAAGCAAGCCAACUCAAGGUUUUACAAACAUUCCAAUAAAUGCUUUUGUGAAUAUUCCAAGACAAAUGUGACAAGAUGAUGUCAUCAGAACAGUUCUAGUGCUCUAGUUCCAAUACUGUUUAAGUGCCCUUAUUGUCUUCCCCUUAAGUCCAUAUCACCCGAAUUUUGUAGCAGUGUAGUUAAAGUGAUUUCUCUAACAGUCCGUGUAGUUCAUUUUCAUCACAUUUAUGUGCAAACUGUCCUGCUGACUUUUUUAAUAUUUCUUUUGAGCUCUAGCAUGCUAGCAUGCGCAUGCCCAGGAUUUCAAGCUAACUAGCAGAAUUUAUGUAUAUCUGUUAUUGUUCAGCUUCACAUUUAGCUUCAUCCACCAAAUUUGUUCUUUUGCAAAGGAAAUUUCGUCAGACCGUAAUGGCUUUUGGGUAAAUUUUACUUACUCAUGGGUCUCCCAAGAGUCUUCAUGGGCUUCACAUGACCUAAUAAAGAAGUGGAGCAGCUCUCAAAAUGGAACGGGGAAGUGGAUAAGGGUGUACUGAGAACAGUAUUGCAGCACGCAUUUGCAAUGUCAUCGCCUUUCCCUGCAUCUACUCUUUUUAUUUAUGCAACUUUCUCAUGUCUGUCGAAGCAGGAAGGCAUUUUUCAAUUUCAGUGUCAAAAGCAGACAGCACCAUCACAUGAUAACAUUAUAGCUCCAAGGUACAUCCUUUUACAGUGUUCACUCAGGGUUUUAGCUUUUCUCGAACAUGCCUGUAAGCCUUGCCGAGUCACACUAUAUGAAAGACGAUCUGGGUUCGUGAAAUAUUUCUUAAUAUCUGAAGGAUUUUUUGUAAACAUUUCACAAAGUACACACAGAGAGUACAUUCCUGUCGACCAUCAGAUACACCUCUGUGUCUGGCCUGGUGGCAGUCCGCACUGAAAAUGCUCCUCUGCACUACAAAUCCUAUGAUUGACUGAAUUUAUUGAUCGGCCUAGCUAUAAAAUUGUUUUGCGAAAAAUUGUGUGUUCCAAUUUUUUUCCCAAUAAAAUCUGCACCACUAAAA